This is a messenger RNA of Bipolaris oryzae ATCC 44560, 540 nucleotides long. RefSeq lists its product as uncharacterized. The record is from RefSeq and is a predicted model, not a curated record. The coding region runs from base 1 to 540 and encodes 179 amino acids. Lineage: Eukaryota; Fungi; Ascomycota; Dothideomycetes; Pleosporales; Pleosporaceae. The transcript is spliced from 2 exons.
AUGGCAGGGCCUGCGGGCGGCAUGACAGUCAGAGAUGCAGGCCGCAGUGCCGCAGCGUUGCGAGAUCGUCGUUUGGACGGGCGUGCAUUCGUCAUGGGGGCCAGCGCAGACUAUCGAACGCCGGCCGUGCACUCGCACUCGCGGCUUUUGUCGACGUCGUCAGCCUGGCCGGGCUCUGGCACAUGGGCGCCGAGGGCCCAGACGACGCUAAUCCCGCGGGGGACUAAGGCCAGUCUCUCAGCCUUUGGGUGCUUUGGGUGCUUUGGGCCUGGGGCGCGGCGCGGUCGUUUUCGGAGGGCGACGGCCAUGGAUGGGCGGAGGCGGCGAAUCAGUGGCCAGCAAGGCCAGGGCGACAGGUGUCCUCGCUGCGGGCUGACGAGCAGCGCAGCGCAAGUCGACGGCGGCCACGGCAGAGUGCAGGCGGGCCCCUCGAGGCUGCUGCACUUGUCGCGUCGAGCCCCCGCUGCUGUGUGUCACCCUCGCCCUGCUGACGGCCCAGCUGAUUCGCCCUUGGCCACAGCCGACGGCCAGCCGCCAUGA